UGAAGGGGUUUCAGGGGAUUCUUUACGGAUCCUCAUCCUCUUCUUCAGGCUCAGGUAUUCAAUCAGGUACACAAAAGUCAAGCCACAGGUAACAAUGACUCCCCUGCUUCUGCUGUGUGUGUCCUUGCCACUCAUCUCUGCAACAAUCUCAUUCAAAAAUCCCAAAGGUUUGGAUGGCACAUUGCAUGUCAGCAUCCCUGUGGAGGUGCCUCUUCGUCCUCUGCUGGGAGGUAAGGUAGUGAUACCAUGCUACUUCCAAGACAACACUGUCAACGACCCCGGAGCCCCAACCGUCACUCCAAUGUCCUACAUCAAAUGGACCUAUGUCACCAAGGAAAAUGCCACCACAAUCCUGGUGGCAUCCAAAGGACAAGUUCAUGUGGAAACAGAGUAUAUGGACAGAGUGACGAUGGUCAACUACCCCCUGGUGCCCAUGGAUGCCAGUGUGGAAAUCACAGAGCUGAGGUCCAAAGAUUCUGGCACCUACCGCUGCGAGGUGAUACAUGGCAUUGAGGAUAACUACGACUCUGUGGACAUCCAGGUUCAGGGCAUUGUAUUCCACUACCGAGCCAUCUCCACCCGCUACACCCUGACGUUUGAGAAGGCCAAGGCGGCCUGUAUUCAGAACAGUGCCACCAUUGCCACUCCAGCCCAGCUCCAGGCUGCCUACGAUGAUGGAUACCACCAGUGUGAUGCUGGAUGGCUCUCUGAUCAGACUGUUAGGUACCCCAUCCAUGAACCAAGGGAGCGUUGCUAUGGAGACAAGGAGACCUUCCCAGGUGUGAGGACCUAUGGAGUCAGAGAUGUCAACGAGACCUAUGACGUGUACUGUUUUGCUGAGAAGAUGUCAGGCAGAGUCUUCUACUCCAUGUCUGUGGAGAAGUUUACUUUCUAUGAAGCAGCAGAUCAGUGUGCCAAACUUGAUGCACGGCUCGCUACCACUGGAGAGCUUUACCUGGCCUGGAAGGCUGGCAUGGAUGUAUGUAACGGUGGUUGGCUGGCAGACAGGAGCGUGCGCUACCCCAUCAACAUUGCCAGGCCUCAGUGUGGAGGGGGGCUUCUAGGAGUGAGAACCAUCUACUUGUUCCCCAACCAGACAGGAUACCCCUACCCAGACUCUCGCUAUGAGGCUAUCUGCUUCCGAGCUGGUGAGGAUGAAGAUGUUGUGCCUGUGAGGACCACACCUUUCCCAGACAUCAUCACUUUAACACCGGCCCCUGGGGCACAUCCGUUUCUCACCCCCCCACCUGAGGGUGAGGAGAUCAGGGGUGGAGAUGUGGACACCCUCUACCCUCUGCCCGUCCCUCCUGUGAUACGUAAGCCUGGACUCCAUCUGACUGUCACAGAUGCUGCCAUGGCUCCCACAGGUGUGGUGUUUCACUAUCGGCCCAUCACUGGUCGCUACACUCUGACCUUUCUUGAGGCUCGGCAGGCCUGCCAGAGUAUCGAUGCAGUCAUUGCCAGUCCCCGGCAGCUGCAGGCAGCCUUCGAGAAAGGCCUGCACCAAUGUGAUGCUGGCUGGCUCAGUGACCAGACUGUUAGGUAUCCAAUUGUGUCGCCCAGAGAUAACUGUGCAGGUAAUCUGCCAUACUUUCCAGGAGUCAGGUCCUACGGCCUGAGGCCAGCCAGUGAACACUAUGAUGUAUUUUGUUAUGUGGAGCGUCUCCAAGGUGAGGUGUUCUUCACUACUGACUAUGACAACUUCUCCUAUGAGGAGGCUGUGCAGCACUGCCAGAAACUGAACACCACCCUGGCCACCACUGGCCAGCUGUAUGCUGCCUGGAAACAAGGCCUUGACAAGUGCCGCCCAGGCUGGCUGAUGGACCGCAGCGUCCGCUACCCCAUCACGACCCCCACAAUCCAGUGUGGCGGUGGCCAGGCAGGGGUCCACAUCAUCUACGCCUAUCCCAACCAGACAGGAUUCCCCGAUGAGCACUCGCGCUAUGACGCCUACUGCUUCAAAGCUGGAAUUCCUGUUGCCCGUGUUGAAAAUGAAACCAGUGUCAAUGUGACGAUAGUGACGGAGGAAGUUAUCAACAAGACAGCAGUCACAGCUGAUCACUUUGCUCCCUCUGUCUACAAUGAAACUGAAGCUGAAAUAGAGGAGUUUAUCAACAAGACAACCAUCACAACACAUGGAUUUGCUCGUCCUGGGAGACCCACUCUACCUGCAGUCUCUGUUGAAGUGUCAAGCUCUGGUUCUACUAGCGGUGAGAUCUCGAGGGGAUCCAGCACCUCCGGCACCAGUGGUGACAUCUCUGGUUCAGGACAGGGCAUCAUCUAUAGUGGACACAGUGACAUCUUCUCUGGAGACCAGUCUGCCUCUGGAGGUCCCCAGGAGGCAGAAGGAGGAAGUACUGUCAUCUUCACAUCUGGAGAACUGGGUAGUGCUUCUGGAUCUGGGGAAGAGCAAUCUGGCUUCAGGAUAUCAGGAUCAGGUUUAAUCAGUGGAAGUGGUGACUUCAGUGGUAGCGGCGGAGACGAGACGCUCAUCAUGCUGGAUGGAAAGAUGGUGGAAGUAAGAAUCCACCAAGAAUCCACUCAGCAGCAGCAGUUAGGCCAGGGAGGCAUCGAGGUAAUAGAACUGAGUGCGUCUGGAUCAGGAAGUGUGUCGGGGUCAGGCUCUGGUGGAUUUUCUGGCAUCUCAUUUGUUGAGCACAGUGCAGUUGACCUGACAGUUCAGCCAUCUGGUGAGCAGGAAGUGUCUGGAUAUCGUCCCUUUGGGUCAGGGUUCCACAGUGGCUUUCCCAGUGGUUUUCCUUCUGGUGUUUCAGGCAGUGGUUCUGCCUCUGGAGACUCUUUCAAGCAGCGUGGUGAUGUCAUCUACAUAACAGAUGAUGAGACAAUUGAAGUGACCAUAGCACCACUGGUACACCACCCUCAGCAAGGCCGGGGGGUGGUGGAGAUAAGCGGGGAAGGAACUGUGUCUGGGAUCCACCAUGAAUUCAGUGGCGCUUUAGACCGAAGCUCGCACCCUUCAGGAAGUGGAUCUACGAUGACUUACACAGAGGACAUUACCAGCCUUGACCAAUCAGGACUCGGGGAAGAGGAACAGCACGGCCAAGAAGAACCCACACUUUAUGUAGUGACUCCUAAUGCAACCUACACCAGCCCAACUACAGCACCAUCAGUGUCAGUGGCAACCCCUGCUGUUGUGGCGCAGCCUGUAGUAGUGGAAGCCUCUGCAGACCCCUGUGAUCCAAACCCCUGCAGCUCAGGAUCCUGCUCUGUGCAGGGAGCACUCGCUGUGUGUCAGUGUCCCAGCGGCUUCACUGGAGAAAACUGCUCAGCGCUGGUGCAGGGCUGUGCUGAAGGCUGGUCAGAGUUCAUGGGCAGCUGUUACCUUCACGUUGAGGAGCGACAGAUGUGGUCUGAGGCUGAGCAGCACUGUCAGGAGCUCAACGCCCACCUGGUCAGCAUCAGCUCCCAGGAGGAGCAGCAGUUUGUAAACUCCAAUGGUCAGGAAUACCAGUGGAUCGGACUCAGUGACCAAGCUGUUGAGAAUGAAUUCCACUGGACAGAUGACAGUCCUUUGACCUUUGUGAACUGGAGACCCAACCAGCCAGAUAACUAUUUCGUCUCUGAGGAGGACUGUGUGGUGAUGAUCUGGCAAGAGGGCGGACAGUGGAAUGAUGUGCCCUGCAACUACUACCUUCCCUUCACCUGCAAGACCCGACCUGUCAUGUGCGGAGCGCCCCCUGAGGUAGAGCAUGGCCAGCCAAUGGGCAGCAGAACAGAGCCCUACCCAGUCAACUCUAUUGUCCGCUACCAGUGUGACGCAGGCUACACACAGCGUCACCUGGCUGUUAUACACUGUAUGGCAAACGGACAAUGGGAAGAGCCACAAGUGGAAUGCACAGAAGCUGGCACCAACAGUAGCAGGCUACACAAAAGAUCCCUUCGGAGAAGAAGUAAAGGGGUCAGCCACCAACAGGAACAGAGGAAGCUGCACUGAGCAGGACUGAAAAGACAUACAACAGAGAGCCACAAAGGACCCCUCUUAAUAAGAAGCAUGGACACUAAUGCAAAUGUCCAACCAAAAAGAUAACAUUCCCUACCACGCAUAUACAAAAGCACACUUAGACAGCAAUGGUAUUAUUAACAGAUCUUUUGGAUCAUUGCACAUCACCCUACACCCUCUGAGGACAGUUUUUCUAUGUAUUUAUAGCAGAUAAUUUAUAGCUGUGAUCCAGAAUUUGGAAGUCAUUUCAAAGCAAUUUUCUGCAAUCAGCAGCCAGCUCUGCACAAAAUGUAAUGUAGAUAAACUUAGGAAAUAGUGAUUUUAAAAAAGUGACACAAAAUUAAAAACAGCCCAAUAAUAAGGUUUCAAUUUCAGCUGGAUUCUCUGGCAUCCAAAACAGUGUUACAUAGACUUUUGCUAUAUUUUUAGGGAACUUUUUAGAUCUUUCUUAGUGUUUUUAUUUCUUUUGUUUGGUCUUCAACUCAAAGAAUAAUGUCUGCUGCAGACUGGUGAAACCAACUGUUUAUUAAGAUUCUCAAGCUUUUUGGUUGUGUUCCCUUAAAGUGCAGCAAUGAGUGCAUACUACCCCUUUUACCAACAAGAUGGGUAACUGUGAAUAGUUUUUGUUUUACUUGAAUUAUCAGAGGAGCCCUUGAUUCUAGCAGAACCAGAGUAAAACAUGUAGUGUGUCAUGGUCAUAAACCACCUUUCAAACACCAAACUUAAGUUGUCAAAACUUCCAAGUUGUGUAAGGACACCACCACGUAUCUCAGUAUAUGAUUGUGCUGUUCCAUUUGAGGAUAAAUAAAAAUCCAUGUACAGGAUGUGAUCAAAGUCACUGCAACAAUCCUGGAUUGGAGUAGUCAGCACUCAUGCACUUUUGAGAGUCUUCAGUCACUUCUGUGCUAAUCAUGUGAAUCCCUUGAACAAUGAAAUAGCAAAAGCCUCAAUCGGCAGAUGAAGCUCACAUCUGGCUCCUGGCCUCCACGACAGUGCAGAACUCCACCUCAACGGGUCAAGUAAUGCUGCAAAAGAUGCACAACUGGCGUUUCAGCUUGGAGUUCAUAUGUGUGCCUUUCAUGACCUCUAUCAGCUCUGUCUGAUGAGAGAAAUAUGCUUUUUAUGAGAUUCACUGUUUGCCAAAUGAUGAGUUUCUCACCAUAAAUACUGUCGCUACAAUUCUCUGAACAGCAGGAUCUGUCAAUACCUUACACAGACUAGACUAUUUAAUUGUGUAAUUAAUUCAUAAUUGACCCAUUUGAUGUUUUAACUAUUAAGCUGCAGCUAUGAGUUACAAAUGGAGAUGAAUGAUUUAACAACCAACUUGUUUUAAGGUCAGGACUGGCUUAAAACAGAUAGUUGUGUCCAUGUUCUCACAGAACGACUCAGACACUGAAACAGCAGCUGCAUACACAACCAAACUGGGAGCCUCAUGAACACACUUCAAAUUCAGUAAGCACACUAUAAAGUGUGAAGGUGAAGGAUUAGCCUGAUUACAUCGUAGUACAAAAGGCACUGUUUGCUCAUACACCCAUAGUUCUUUUACAUCUAAAUGCUGUGUUUUUGAAAGCUCCACUUUCAGCAAAAAUUCAACAUUUGAGUGAUUAUGUGGAGGACUGUUAAUAAAACAGAAAAUCUGAGGUAGAAAAAAGUGUGUGAUCAACUGAUUCUUCAACAAACUGAAAUAUCUUUAAAAAAAAUAAAACAAAAUGCUGCAUCACUUCUUAGUUCAGAUCCCAAAUCCUGAUGUAAACAUACAGUAUACUGUGCUGUACCAAAUAAAA
This is a messenger RNA of Monopterus albus (swamp eel), 5745 nucleotides long. It is a transcript of the gene acanb, whose product is annotated as aggrecan b. Gene Ontology annotation, molecular function: hyaluronic acid binding. Bases 95 to 3955 code for a protein of 1286 amino acids. The transcript has 19 exons. The record is from RefSeq and is a predicted model, not a curated record. NCBI's taxonomy places the organism in Eukaryota, Metazoa, Chordata, Actinopteri, Synbranchiformes, Synbranchidae. Gene Ontology annotation, cellular component: synapse; perineuronal net. Gene Ontology annotation, biological process: glial cell differentiation; central nervous system development; skeletal system development.